Messenger RNA from Suillus subaureus, 393 nucleotides. RefSeq lists its product as uncharacterized. The coding region runs from base 1 to 393 and encodes 130 amino acids. The record is from RefSeq and is a predicted model, not a curated record. The transcript has a single exon. Lineage: Eukaryota; Fungi; Basidiomycota; Agaricomycetes; Boletales; Suillaceae.
AUGUCAUACUUCACUCCCGCUUCAAACUCCAACGUUAGCAACAGACGUGGACACUCUCAGGUCCCUUCGCACCACACAUCUUUAUCGCUUCCCUCGUCCAGUGGCGGGUACGCGCAGCCUCCUCCACCAACGAGAGGUGGGUUUAUCCCUCCUCCUGUCGGUGCCAUGCAACCAUCUGGACAAACGGUGCUUGAUUGCCCGCGCUGUCACGAAAUUCUCCCACCCGGUCUUGAUCUCGCCACCCAUUUUAUUGGAUGUGGCGCAGCAGAGCUCCUCACCAAGGCUUUUACGCCCUUUCAUUAUCCUUCCCGGCCGAACCACACGGGGGGUCAGCCCCCCAAUUCCCAACUUCCUCCGCCAAAUUAUAACGGCAGAUCAGGUUCUCGCAGAUGA